AGCAGCCAUCCUUUUUUUCACUCUGCAUAACUUCAGACUGCAUUUUUAAAUGGGAACAGUAUCCUUACUUUCAGCUGCAAUUGAUUAAGGGUCUGCAUGGAGCCUUACGCAAAGUCUAAUCACUUCUGUAUGCUCCGUGCCUGCAGUAGACUGUCUGGCCACUGUUCUGUCCAAGCAAAAAUAAAAGAGAUGACAGCAGUUCAAAGAAGCCCAGAGUGGAGAAAUACUGAGAGAGAAUCAAAGACUAGUUUGGGUUGGAAGGGGCCUUUAAAGGUCAUCUAGUUAAACCCCCAAUCUAGAACCCAGAGGAGGCUGUGCUGCCCCUCUGGUGGUAACACCCUGUGAACACCUUCCUGUGUGCUGGGAGAGAAUCAAAUCAUUCCAGCCCAGAAACUGCUUUAGUAGUGUCAGAGGAGUUCUGCCAGGUCCCCAAAAGUCUCUUCUGAAAUGGAAAAAGUGUUUCUCCCUGCCCCCCAUUUCCUGUACAUAAGAGUCAGGCUUUAGUCAUCAUGACUUUUCUAUUUCUUUUCUGAUUUACAAGCCCACAUGAGGUCUUGGGUUCAUUAUGUGUGGACCAAAGUAUAACUGGGAAUGAAUGAUGAUCCAUCUUUUUUUUUCUUUUUCUUUUUUUUUUUAAAUUUCCUUUUUUUCUUGUACUAAACAGUUUGGGACUUCGGAGGGGUUUGAUUCUUUAGGUUUUUUAGCAGAAAUACCUUUUUCCUUUUGAGAACAGUCUGAAAUAUGUUCCUUUAAGAACCUCCUACAUGGUAUGUAUUUGCAGUUUGUAAACACAGUAUGUCAAGGAAUGAUUUGAUUCAUCGGUGAGGCAGCCAGCUAUUUGCAUGUCAUGAGGUCUAAGGGAAACAAACUGACCCUCAGCCUUCCUCCAUCCAGCCAAAUUCUGAUGGGACCCUCAAAUAGCUCUGGCAAAGUGUUCUGUUUCUUUUGGACUUCAUGAAUGCUUGUUUCUGUGAAGGCGUGUAAUUAUUUCUUCCUUUAUUUUGCUGUACAAGUUACCAAGAGAAGCAGCUUAAACCCAAAUUAGAGGACGAACAAGAAGGUGAAGAGCUCCAAUUCCUGCCCUUUCUUCAGUCAGCGCCACUCCUAAAGGGGUUCACUACCUUCAGAAGUCCUGUUGUCAACUCUCUUCUAGAGCUAUAUCUCACGGGGAGAAGCCCAGCAGAAUGACAGACUGUCAUUACUGCCUGCAGUCUCUUCGUGGAAGGAAGUACGCCUUAAGGGAUGAAAAUGCUUAUUGUGUUACCUGUUACGACAGCCUGUUUGCCAACCCCUGUGAAGAGUGCAAGCAACCUAUUGAGUGCGACUCCAAGGAUCUGUCCUACAAAGGUCGCCACUGGCAUGAAGGGUGCUUCAAGUGUGCCAAGUGCAGCCGCUCGCUGGUGGAGAAACCCUUUGCUGCCAAGGACGAGCUCUUGCUGUGCACUGAGUGUUACUCCGACGAGUACUCAUCUAAGUGCUUCCACUGCCAGAAGACCAUUAUGCCUGGUUCCCGUAAAAUGGAGUUUAAGGGGAGCUCCUGGCACGAGUCCUGUUUCGUGUGCCAGCACUGCCGGCAGCCACUGGGCACUAAACCACUCAUCACCAAAGGCAACGAGAAUUACUGCGUGCCCUGCUUUGAGAAGCAAUUUGCUCACCAUUGCUACUCUUGCAAAAAGGUGAUAACUUCUGGGGGAGUGACCUACGACGACCAGCCUUGGCAUAAAGAGUGCUUUGUGUGUGCUGGGUGUAAAACCCAGCUGUCUGGACAAAGGUUUAUUUCUAAAGAUGACUAUCCCUACUGUGUAGACUGUUUCAGCAGAUUGUAUGCUAAGAAGUGUGCUUCCUGCAAGAAACCUAUUACAGCUCUCGGAGGUCCCAAAUUUGUCUCGUUUGAAGAGCGCCAGUGGCACGGGGAGUGCUUUAACUGUGCCAGAUGCUCCGUCUCACUGGUGGGCCAAGGGUUCCUCACCCGGCAGGAUGAUGUCCUUUGUCACAAAUGUGGCUCUGCUGCUUAGUUCUGUGGAGACCUGCAUGACCCUCACUUUGUAACCAUGUACUUCAUUACUCUGCAGUAAGAAAAUCAUCUAAAAAGUAGAACAGUUAUUUAGCCAUUCAAGUAACUUUCCAACAGCAGUUCAAUUCUAUCAUAGUUCUCAAUUCCUUGUGGAAAAAAUUUAAACAGCCCCUUACUGGCUAAGAAAAUAAGGCAGAAAAGAUUCGUGUAUUUUUGAAACCUAACUACAGUAUGUUUCUCCUUGUAACACACUGCACUCUGCUGUUAGAAGCUUAAAAAUUUAGAUCUCAUCUCCCACGAGCCAAGGAGGACUGUGAAAAGUCUCUAGGGCAUAUGAGUAAUGAGGAGGCAUUAGCACUGCUUCACAGAUGCAGACCACAGGGUGGAAAGCUGGGCACGUGCGUUUUUCUAUUCGUUUUCAUAACUUUGAAGAGAACAACUUGUAAAUAGCAACUUCCUCCAUACUUCAGGAAAAAAAAGCUGCUGACAAAGCAGGCAGAAAGUGGGAGGAGGAGGUACUUCUAUACAGAGACCCAUUCCAGGGUCAGAUAAAGGGGGAGGAGGUAAUUUUCCUCUCCUUCCUCAAAUUGCUCCUCAGAAACAUAGUCUUUAAUCACCAAGAAACUGAGUGACGGGUCCUCUCCCAAAAUUGGCUAACUAUACUUACUUUUUCAGGCAUAACUGCUUUAGAACAUAAAUAAACCCAUAUUUUGAGCUACUGUAAGAGGUAUGGAUUGCCCAAGCUUGGCUAGUGCUUUCCAAUAGCUAGUAUACCUUAAGACCCUAUCUCCAUUGUCUUCACUAGACCUUCAAAUACAUGCAUAAAAUAUAUAUUUCUUUUAGUAGUAGAGACAAGAGCCAACUCACACUUGUCCCUUUAACCUUGUACUUUCCUCCCCUCGGAGCCCAUUUGCCAGUAAUCAAAACACCGUUAACGGCCUUACCGUUUCCACCCUGCUGGGUCUGUGAUCCACAGGCUGCCCCUUUUCCUUGUAAAGGCCUGUGUAUCUAUAGCAGGCUAUAAGCUCUUCAGCACCAACCCGUGAUUCGUUUUGCCACGUGCCACACGCAUUUGCCAAUAUUCUGUCAAGAAUCGUAAUGUCGUCACGGCGAGCUCCGCAAUCCUCGCUUGUAGAACAAGGUAUUUGUUUCUAGCAGCUGGCUUUGAGAAGGUUGUAUCUGCUUGCGGAGCUUCAGCGCUCAAGCUUCUAUUAUUAAAGGUCACCUAGAGCUGACUUACAAGUGUUUCUCUUCGUAUUUCCUCCACGCUGCAAGUUACAGAGGCUGGAUUGGCGUUAUGGUGCCUUUAGUCCCACCUCACACCUCUUUAAGUUGUACGUUCUCCUUUAGAGUGACCUUAAGCACAUAGAGUUGUUGGGCUGACUUGAGCGGGCUCUAUUCAUACUGAAGCCAACCAUCACAUGAGGUAGAAAAAAAGAAGAGCAAAAAAAAAAAA
Molecule: messenger RNA, 3470 nt
Organism: Calidris pugnax (ruff)
Lineage: Eukaryota; Metazoa; Chordata; Aves; Charadriiformes; Scolopacidae
Gene: FHL5
Product: four and a half LIM domains 5
Exons: 7
Coding region: 1185-2015 (276 amino acids)
Biological process (GO): positive regulation of transcription by RNA polymerase II
Cellular component (GO): nucleus; Z disc
Molecular function (GO): transcription coactivator activity
Source: RefSeq, a predicted model, not a curated record